Messenger RNA from Triticum dicoccoides, 738 nucleotides. RefSeq lists its product as uncharacterized. The transcript has 6 exons. The record is from RefSeq and is a predicted model, not a curated record. The coding region runs from base 1 to 738 and encodes 245 amino acids. Gene Ontology annotation, molecular function: histone binding. Gene Ontology annotation, cellular component: nucleoplasm. Lineage: Eukaryota; Viridiplantae; Streptophyta; Magnoliopsida; Poales; Poaceae. Gene Ontology annotation, biological process: DNA replication-dependent chromatin assembly; CENP-A containing chromatin assembly.
AUGGCUGCCUCCUCGGAGAAUGUCGAGGUGGCCCGGGGGGCAGAUGGGAGGAAGUGGGUGACAAGGAGAAGGAGGCCGAUGAGAAAGGGGAACAGCAGGAAGAGAAAGCUGUGCAGGAGCUUUUCACCAAGUGGUCCAAAGCCUUUAAGGAUGAGGACUUCACCAGCGCUGGUGGCACAUCAUGGUAAACUUUCUCCAAAGUGUUUCAGCGCAUAUUACAAUUAUGGAUGUGCUUUGCUACGGAAUACUCAAUCAAAUCAAGAUUCGGUGAAGGGUGCAACCACUCAAAGUGAUACUUUAAUACCACAGGAUUUGGAUCUGGCCUGGAAAAUGUUGCAUGUUGCAAGAGCAAUAUCUGAGAAGAGUCCUGGCAGCACUAUGAAGAAAUAUCUAAGCUUUGUUGCUCUCACUGAAGUCUCUGUGCAAAGAGAAGACCUAGACUACACACUCAUUGCGUGCUUCAAAGCUUUGGCCAUCUUGGAGCAUUUGCUUGAGCCUGAUUAUCGUCAUAUUAUCAAUCUAAACGGACAUAUACGUUUCGCCUUCGAGUUGGUAUCCAAGUUUGGAGAUGCAAAGGCUAUUUCAAUGUGCAAGUCACUUAUAGAGAACCUGAAAAGGGCCAAUGAAGCUUUGUUGGCUUAUAAAGGUGAUGAUCCAUCAGCUACUGAAGUUGGCCCAGAAAAAUCCUCUCUAGCCAAGGAUAUAGAGUUCUCUACUGACAUACUCCCUCGGUGCUAA